Messenger RNA from Micropterus salmoides (largemouth bass), 1790 nucleotides. RefSeq names its product zinc finger protein 235-like. Lineage: Eukaryota; Metazoa; Chordata; Actinopteri; Centrarchiformes; Centrarchidae. The record is from RefSeq and is a predicted model, not a curated record. Gene Ontology annotation, molecular function: RNA polymerase II transcription regulatory region sequence-specific DNA binding; DNA-binding transcription factor activity, RNA polymerase II-specific. The coding region runs from base 565 to 1782 and encodes 405 amino acids. Gene Ontology annotation, cellular component: nucleus. Gene Ontology annotation, biological process: regulation of transcription by RNA polymerase II. The transcript has a single exon.
UUGUAACUUGUUUUUGAAAAGUGCUCUACAAAUAAGGAUUAUUAUUAUUAUUAAUUUUGCUUGGUGGCGGCGCCCCGUGUGCUUACUGGUCAGAUGCUGUCGUGCUGUUGCGGUAGGUGACAUAAGUUUCAUUUUACGGUGUAAUAUUAGAGUUGUUGUUUUCUUUUAGCUUGAAAUAAUUCCAUGCUUUGGACAAUUUCUUCUUUGUCCCUCACCAUUUUCUGACUCUUCCUCCACUUUGAAAACAGCCCCAUCAUAAUCAUGACGUAACAAAUGUUCAAUUAAUGUUUGGUGUUAUUCACUUGAAUCUAUACACAAAAUAGCUUUUCUUAAUUUACACAUGCAUAUUUGUUGACAAAGAAUUUAUCAUAAUUGUUUUGAAUGUUCUGAAUGUUGUUUUGAUUUGUGAAGUGAUUCACUGUUUGGCAUCAAGUGUUGACCAUAAAGAUGAGUUUAAACCACAACUAACCAUCAGGUUUCUUCAACUUUCACUCAGGUGCAAAAAUCAACUCAAAAGAAAUAACGAUUUGGUUCUUAAUGUCAUAAUUAACGAUAUCAAAGGCUAUGAAACGUUUUAUCGUGAUCUUUGCCAUCACAGUAGUAACGUUAGCCUGUUCUUUUUUGUUCUCUGUCCCUCCAGAGCUCCCACAGCAACAUGUCUGUAAGGAGGAGGAGGUUCUGGCUGGUCUGGACCAGGAGGACCCACAGCCUCCACAGGUUAAAGAGGAACAGGAGGAACUCUGGACCAGUCAGGAGGGAGAGCAGCUUGUAGUGAAGCAGGAGACUGACACCUUUAUGUUGAGUCCUACUCAUGAGGAAAGUGACCACCAGCUCCUCUCUCACAACUGUCAUGUAGCUGAGAGCCAAGAUCAGAAAGGAGGCGAGCAUGAAGACUCAGGAUCAACUAGAGAUGCAGAUCCAAAACAAAAGAAUCAAGAUCACAACAGGAGAAGCCCCAGAAACAAUGUACACAAGUCUACCAUGUCAGAGAUUCACCAUGAUCCUCACACAGGUAAAAAGUCUUUCACAUGUGACACAUGUGGAAAAGGUUUCCAGUACAAGUCAGAAUUACAGAAACACCUGAGAACCCACACAGGUGAGAAGCCGUACCUUUGCAAUACGUGUGGGAAAAGAUUCCAUGAAACUUCAGCAUUUAAAACACAUUUGAGAACCCACACAGGUGAGAAGCCAUUUUCUUGUGAAACAUGUGGGAAAUCAUUUAGCCAGAGGGUUCACUUAAAAGUGCACACGAGAACCCACACAGGUGAGACACCGUAUUCUUGCAACACAUGUGGGAAAUCUUUUAGUCGGAACGAAGGCUUGAAAUUCCACAUGAGAAUCCACACAGGUGAGAAGCCGUAUUCUUGCAAAACAUGUGGGAAAGACUUUAUAACCAGCAAUCAAUUGCAAAUCCAUACAAGAAUCCACACAGGUGAGAAGCCGUAUUCUUGUGAAAUAUGUGGGAAAUCUUUUAGCCAGAGGUGUUACUUAAAACCACACAUGAGAACCCACACAGGUGAGAAGCCGUACCUUUGCAAGACCUGCGGGAAAAGAUUCAGAGAAAAUGCAGCAUUUAAACAACAUACGAGAAUCCACACAGGGGAGAAGCCGUAUUCUUGUGAAAUAUGUGGGAAUUCUUUUAUCCAGAGGAGUUACUUAAAACUACACAUGAGAAUCCACACAGGUGAGAAGCCGUAUUCUUGUGAAAUAUGUAAGAAUUCUUUUAGCUGGAGGAGUUACUUAAAACUACACAUGAGAAUCCACACAGGUGAGAAGCCGUAGCUAUGUGA